This is a messenger RNA of Sporothrix schenckii 1099-18, 2478 nucleotides long. RefSeq lists its product as uncharacterized. Gene Ontology annotation, biological process: regulation of transcription by RNA polymerase II. Gene Ontology annotation, molecular function: RNA polymerase II cis-regulatory region sequence-specific DNA binding; DNA-binding transcription factor activity, RNA polymerase II-specific. The coding region runs from base 1 to 2478 and encodes 825 amino acids. The transcript has a single exon. The record is from RefSeq and is a predicted model, not a curated record. NCBI's taxonomy places the organism in Eukaryota, Fungi, Ascomycota, Sordariomycetes, Ophiostomatales, Ophiostomataceae.
AUGGCGGCAGUCGAGAAACCCGCCGACUCCGUCGAGGCGGCGUCCAGCCAAGCCCUCGUGCCCGAGUCCGAUCGCAUGACAGCCGCUGCUGCCGAUUCCACAGCACCUGCAAUCGAGACCUCCCCAUCACAAACAGCACACACUGCCGUCGCAGCAGUAACCGACGCCGAGACAGCCGAUGCCGCCGCAGCCGCCGUCGCUGCAGCUGCAUCUGCCGCCGCCGCCGCCGCUGCCGCGCGGUCAGCAACAAAGCGACUGCGAUCGCCGUCGUCUGCCGCCGUCGAUGACAUACCCCAGGACGACGCCAAUCGGCAUCAGAACCACGACCACAGCCUGCUCGAAGACCCCCAACUUUCACCACGCAAACUGGCGCGUCUUGCCAGCGGCUCGCGCUUCGACGACCACGGCGCAGCAGUCGAUGGCGUUGAAGCCGUCGAUGGCGUAGAUCCCCAACCCGGCACUGCCGGCACUGCUGGCACUGCCGACCACAUCGCCAACCACAAUGCCGCACAGACAGCGCUCUCUGUGCUGCGCGGUGCCCAAGCCCUCAUGACCCAGCGCGUGCGCGAGGCCGCCGAAGCCGCGGCAGCUGCGACACGAAGCGCGGCACAUACGGGCGCGGACACGGGCGCGGCGGCAGCGGCGGCCGCCGAGAUGGAUGGGAACGACACAGACGAGACGACAGCCCAGCAGUCAACACCACCGCACGACCCGCAACAAGCGCCCGGCGCCGGUGAUGCUGCAGCUGCUACUGCCCUGGCCGAGGCGGCUGCCAACCAGCUUGCCGCCUCAAAAGCUGCCAGCGUUGCAGUAGCGGCGGCCGCUGCCGCCGCCGCUGCAGCUACCGCUUCGUCUGGAGCGCCGCCAGCCAACACGGUCCCAGCGACGGACCACAUGGAACUUGAUCCGGCGAUUGCACGGGAAGAAGAGCAGCAUCAGCAACGACUUCAACAGCUGCAGCAAGGUCCAACUUCACCACGAUUCUACCCCGGCCCCACUGCUGCGUCCACUGCUGCCCAACCGACACCGGCCUCGGCCACCGCACCGGCUCCGUCGAACCUCAUCAUUCCCGAGCUGGCCCCCAAGUCGCCCACCUCCAAGCGCCACAAGUGCCCCUACUGUGACACCGAGUUCACCCGCCAUCAUAACUUGAAGAGCCACCUGCUCACCCACAGCCAGGAGAAGCCCUACGUCUGCCAGGGCUGCGACAUGCGCUUCCGCCGCCUCCACGAUCUCAAGCGCCACUCCAAGCUGCACACGGGCGAAAAGCCCCACAUCUGCCCUCGCUGCGACCGCAAGUUUGCCCGCGGCGACGCCCUGGCCCGCCACAGCAAAGGCGCUGGCGGUUGUGCGGGCCGCCGCUCGAGCUCCAACACCUUUGGUGCCUUGGGUGGCGCCGACGACAGCUUUGAGGGCAACGCGAGCCUCAUGGACACGACGGCCGGGGGCGACGACUCGGUCAUGUCUGGUAUCGAGUACGACAGCAGCACGGCAGCUGGUGCUGCCGCUGGCGAGGAAGAGCGCCGCCGCCUGAGCUUGCCGGGCAUCAAGACAGACCAUGCGCGCGGCACGCCCGGCGGCCCAGACUCCUUUGGCGGCGGCGCCCAACAGCACGCGCGCACCUACCCGCCCGUGUCCCAACAGCCGCACCAGCCGCACCAGCAGCACCAGCAGCCGAGGUCGUCGGGCAGCCUCUACCCGCCCAGCGUCGACCGCACCGGUACCGCCAGCUCCGCCACGGCCACCACCGUGUCCGGUAGCGCCCACACGCCCAACACCAGCAUCUCCUCGUCGUCCAUGGUGCUGCCCCUCAGCGCGGGCAGCAACGCCGCACAUGCGGCCGGCCUCUUCUCACAGCACGGCAUCGCGGAGAGCCCGAAGCCGCUGAGCCCCGCCGUCGGCAAUCACGUCCUGCUGCGGCCCGCCUCCAACAGCAACGGCUCGCCCGCCCACAAUGCCAACUUUUUCUCGUCCGAGCAGGGCAUGUGGGCGUAUGUCCAGACGCUCGAGGACAAGCUCAAGGCGCAGGACGAGCGGAUGCGCCGCCAGGAUGAAAAGGUGGCCCGGCUCGAGUCGGACAACCGGGCCUACGAGGCACAAGUUGCCGCGCUCAAACGGGCGCUGGCCGGGGCCCCCGCGGCAGCACCCGUUGAAGCGCCCGCCGCGGAAGCGCCCGUAUCUGAUGCACCAGUGUCCGUGGAAACGGUCGCUGCUGCUGCGGCGGCCAUUGCUGCCGCCGGGGCCAAGGCGCUGUCGCCCGCCGUGGCGCCCGAGACGGAAGUGUCUCGGGCUGCACACGAGCAGCCUCCAGAGCAGCCUCAAGAGCAGCCUCAAGAGCAGCCACAGGAGCAGCCACAGGAGCAGCCACAGGAGCAGCCACAGGAGCAGCCACAGGAGCAGCACCCUCUGGUGGAGCACAUCGAGCAACAGUUGGAGCAGCGCGUGGGCCAAGAGCUUGAGGCUGCGAGUGCGCAGUGA